AUUGUGCAACAAACUAUCACUCGCCGUAAUGAUCAGACAGGGCGGUAGGAGGGACUACACCCAAGCUUAGACUAGGAAUCUUUCCGUGUGGACUGUGGCGCUUCGUCCAUACGACUCAAGAAAAAUAAAACAACUCGUCGAAUGACACGUCCGUAUCCCCAUGAUCGCUGCCAUUGACUUAUGGAUUCGUUUUAGUAGUAAAAUAAAAUAAAAUAAUUAAUAACAUCAUGGAUUUCAACGUCAAAAGAUUAGCAGCUGACGCCGGCACUUUCCUAAGCCGAGCAGUGCAGUUUACAGAAGAGAAGCUUGGCCAGGCUGAGAAGACUGAACUAGAUGCCCAUCUGGAGAAUCUUCUAGCCAAAGCUGAAUGCACAAGACACUGGACAGAGAAAAUAAUGAAGCAGACAGAAAUUCUGUUGCAGCCAAACCCAAAUGUCCGAAUAGAAGAAUUUCUGUACGAGAAACUGGAAAAAAAAGCUCCUACUCGAAUGAACAAUAAUGAACAGUUGGGGGAGUAUAUGAUAGAUUCUGGAAAUGAGUUUGGACCAGGAACUGCAUAUGGAAAUGCUCUCACAAAGUGUGGUGAAACACAGAAGCAGAUUGGAAUUGCUGAAAGAGAGUUCAUACAAAGCUCGGCCAUUAACUUCCUAACGCCUUUUAGAAACUUCCUGGAAGGAGAUUUCAAAACAAUUUCAAAAGAACGCAAGUUGUUGCAGAACAAGAGACUCGAUCUGGAUGCUGCGAAAACGAGACUGAAGAAAGCUCGAGCAGCAGAGGCUAGAGCAGCACAUUUAAACUCUUCUCCACUCGAGGGCGAUAACCCUAUGGUAAAUUUCUCUUACAUGCUCAACUUCCUGCAUGUAAAGUGGCUGAAGCUUUGGACCGAGGAAGUGACACAAGCUGAGCAGGAGGUUAGAAUAGCACAGAGCGAGUUUGAUCGGCAGGGAGAGAUCACCAGACUUCUGCUUGAAGGAAUCGGCAGCACGCAUGCACACCAUCUCCGCUGUCUGAAUGACUUUGUAGAAGCACAGACAACUUAUUAUGCACAAUGUUACCAGUACAUGGUGGACCUCCAGAAGCAACUUGGAAGCUUUCCAACCACACUUACUUCCAACAACAACCAGAACUCCUCCAGCUCUGCGCAGAGCACCUCUGACCCCUCCAUUCCUGUUUCUUCUUCGCUGCCCACUCCAGCCAAUUCCAUUGUCACUUCAGGCUUCAGCGAGCUGAGGGCGUCGAGUGGCUCCAGAAAGGCCAGAGUGCUCUAUGAUUAUGAUGCCGCGGACAGCAGUGAGUUGUCUCUACUGGCAGAUGAGGUCAUUACCGUGUAUAGUGUUCCCGGAAUGGAUACUGAUUGGCUAAUGGGUGAAAGGGGAAGCCAGAAAGGAAGAGUGCCUAUUACCUACCUGGAGCUGCUAAACUAAGCCUGUGCGUGCCAAGAGAGAGAAAAAUAGAUGUUAUUACAGCUGCCAUUUCAUAUUUAUAUGCAAUUAACUUUUUAUGAAGCAAUUUUAAAUGUCUUCCACACUUAAAUGUCUUAUUAUUGUCUUAGCGGCCAGCAGAACUGACCACCAGUUUCAUGGCAGACAGUUGCAUGAUAAAUAUCAGACUCAAUUGAGAAAGAUCUGCGAGCUUUGAAUAUUCAUGUACCAACAAGACUUUCAUAAUUUUGUUGUCUACUGAACGUUUCACUAACUGCAAACAUCAGUCUUUGUGUACUGUAGUGCUUAAAAUAAAUGUAAUUUGCCAAGUAACAGUUUUUUUGUAUUGCUAUAGAAACCUGUUUUCCAAACUGGUUUUAUCUAGAAAAUAUCUUGAAGGGAUGUUUAGGUAAAAUGCUUGUCCUUUUUUGUAUAGUAUUGAAGUUAUAAUUAUGAUCUCCUAGUUCAGCCUAUUGAAAUGUGAAGUUUAAAAUAUCCAACAGCUACAUUUUUUUACAUUUAGAUGCCAAACUAUGCAGUUUAUAGCUAAUUAAAUAAGUUUCAGGCUUAAAAAUGGGAGAAUGUUUGACAUGUGCUUAAAUAUUCAGGCACAUGAUUUGUUUUUCGUGACAGUUAAUGUACAAGACCAGUUGACAUUGAGAGACCAGCACCCUAAACUAUGCAAUUCUGUAGAUGUAUUGGAGGACACACUGAAAGCAACACAUCCCAUUUUUUUUUUUCUUACGUGAAUAAACAUGUUUCUUUUUUUGUA
Messenger RNA from Acipenser ruthenus (sterlet), 2193 nucleotides. RefSeq names its product endophilin-B1. The coding region runs from base 228 to 1424 and encodes 398 amino acids. Gene Ontology annotation, molecular function: protein binding. Gene Ontology annotation, cellular component: cytoplasm; membrane. NCBI's taxonomy places the organism in Eukaryota, Metazoa, Chordata, Actinopteri, Acipenseriformes, Acipenseridae. Gene Ontology annotation, biological process: membrane organization. The record is from RefSeq and is a predicted model, not a curated record. The transcript has 11 exons.